AUGGGGCUGGGUGCAGGGCUGGCCAGUGUUGGGCUGCUCGGGAGGUGGCAGUGGGUGGGUGUCAGGCAUCAGGGUGGGGAUGGGCACUGGGCAGGGGGAUUUGCUGCAGUCAGGGGCCAGGGUCUGCAGGCUUGUGCCAUUGCCAAGGGGCUGGUGAAAAGGCACCAGGGGCAGCGCCAGAACACGACCUGGCCCUCGGAGUGUGAGCAGUGCACCUGUGACCCGGACGGCAUCGCUCGCUGCCUGGUGGCCGACUGCGCCCCCCCGCCCUGCGUCAACGCCGUCUACGAGACGGGCCAGUGCUGCCCCACGUGCCAGGACGGUCCCAACUGCUACGCGGACAGGAGCCGGACGCGCAUCAUCCCCGCCGGAGAGGCCGUCUGGGUGGAGCCCUGCACCCGGUGUCGCUGCCACGACGGCCAGGACGCAGGCUACUGGGAAGGCAACCGGGUGGCCAAGUGCGAACUGCUCCGUAACUGCCGCCCGCUGGACCGGCCCGACUCCUGAGCGCCCCUCUCCCAACCCCAUCCCCCACCUCCUGCUGGGCCGCAGAGCCUCCCCCACCUUCUGCUGGGCCGCAGAGCCCCCCUCAAAAAAAAACCCCUCCCCCCUCCUGCUGGGCUGCAGAGGCCCCCCCAAAACACCCCUCCCCCACUUCCCGCUGGGCCACAGAGCCCCUCCCAAAACCCCUCCCCCCACCUGCUGGGUCCCUUGGGCCGCAGAGCACCCCCAGCUGCACCACUGACCCCUUCCCAGCCAUGCCACUAGUCUCCUCUGGACCAUCAGCCUCUUCCCAGCCCCAUGGCUGGACCCCAGGCUCUUCCCCAACACCUCAUCACCCCCCAGCUGGCCUGCACCAGGGGGCCCCCUCCCCAGCCCAGCUCCUGCCCCCUCAUCCCCAGCCAGGCUCCCUUGGAGUCACUCCCCCCCCACCUUGUGGCUGCGAGCCCUGUGGCAGCAAACCCACCCCACCCCCAGCUGGGUGGGCUCCCAGCAGCUCCCUGAGCAGUGCCCCCAGGGGGGUCGGGGGCUGCCCACACCAGCAGGGUAGGUAGGGGGCGACUCCAGAGUCCCCCCCACCACACACACACACAAUGCAAUACCCACCUCCCACCCUCAGCCUUGCUGGGAGGACCCUGAAACCCAGCCCCAACUUGGGGAGCUCUCAGGGAGUCAGACAGAGGCUCCCGCGUGGACAGCCCUGAGCCACUGGCAAUAAAGCUCCUUCUGGGUA
This is a messenger RNA of Chrysemys picta bellii (western painted turtle), 1234 nucleotides long. Its product is annotated as von Willebrand factor C domain-containing protein 2-like. Gene Ontology annotation, cellular component: AMPA glutamate receptor complex. Gene Ontology annotation, molecular function: protein binding. NCBI's taxonomy places the organism in Eukaryota, Metazoa, Chordata, Testudines, Emydidae. The record is from RefSeq and is a predicted model, not a curated record. Gene Ontology annotation, biological process: negative regulation of BMP signaling pathway.